This is a messenger RNA of Parathielavia appendiculata, 3062 nucleotides long. RefSeq lists its product as uncharacterized. Gene Ontology annotation, biological process: regulation of DNA-templated transcription. The transcript has 2 exons. Gene Ontology annotation, molecular function: histone acetyltransferase activity. Bases 181 to 2712 code for a protein of 843 amino acids. The record is from RefSeq and is a predicted model, not a curated record. Lineage: Eukaryota; Fungi; Ascomycota; Sordariomycetes; Sordariales; Chaetomiaceae. Gene Ontology annotation, cellular component: histone acetyltransferase complex; nucleus.
CAUCGACGGAAAAGCCGUACUGCUAGCGGCAACAAAAGCGACGUCUGAGUAACACGCUACAACCGAGCCGCACUCAUAGGAAGAAUUCUACAGCCAUCUACAAAUCGGGGUAAUUGAAGGGGAAUAACAGCGACGUUUUUCCACGACGCAAGGCGGGUGAAAGCGCCGCAACAACUCACAAUGGCUGCAGAAGUCCUUCUGCGACCUGACAUGGACGAAGCUAUCUCGCCCCGGCAGCCGGCACCGCCGUCACUCGAACGAAGCCUUCGGCCGGGGGGUCCCGUCAACAACCCCCUCAACCAUCUCGACCUCCGCGCCGACCCCGAUGCACAGGCCACCGUUUCCGACUUCCUCGACUUUACCGAAUACCUCCCAGCCGACAUUGCACGUGCCCUGACCCUAGUUGGUGACCUCGACCACACGUACGUCGAUGAGUCGACCAAACUCCACGAUCUCACCGCUGCCUGGGGCCUCGAGAAGAGUGGCGCCGCCGAGCUGCGCGUCGAGCUCGCCGAUGAUGUUUGCCACUCCGUGAAUCAGCGCGCAUUUGCCUUGGCCGAGUCUCAGCGCAUGAUCGAAAACGUCAACCGCCACCAUGUGCGUGCUAAAACCAUCCGUGGAAAGCUGGAGACGAUGCGUGAAAACUACCCCGGCCCCGAGGAGCAGAAGAGCCCCGUCACAGCCAAGUCCCCGAAGAUGUUACGGGCGGCAAAGGCGGCCGCCAUUCGCGGAGACGGGCAAAAGGUGCGCAGGCCGCGAGUGCCACGAAUCACCGUCCCGGGAGAGGUCCUCGCCCCUUACGACUUGACCUACGACGCGUAUACGACAGGCACGGAUAGCAGCUCUGGGGAGGAACAGGCGGAUGAGGAAGGACUGUCAAAUAGGCCCACCCCAGCUCCGCAUACACGAAUCAAGGUAGUCAAGCCGAGGACUCCUAAGCCAGGCAGGCCACCUCGGUCUAGAUCUUCUGUGCCACCGCCCAACUUGCCGGGUCCCGGACUGUCGACAAGCGGCGCCAUGACUCAACUAGCACCCCCUCCGGAGAAUGCCAUCAUUGGCGGCCCUGACGCGCCUUGGGGCCAGCUCACGGCAUACGAACUUGCUCGGCUUAGGAAACGGAUGAAGAAGAAUGCUGCUUGGGCCCCUAGUGAUACCAUGGUUGCACGAGAGCUGAACGCACUGGGCAGAGGAAUGGACGCCUUCAGAGCUGCGAAGAAGAAGGCUGAGGAAGAAGGCCGGCCUUUUGAAGGCACCAUGCCCACGCCCUCUGUCGAUCCUGAUACGGGCGAAAGAAGGAUGCCGCCUGGGGCUCUGACCUUGGAGACGUCGGACGAAAAGAGUCUGAGUAACCGCGGGAUGAAGCUGAAUGAGGCCAAAAAGCUCAAGAGGGAGAUGUUGGCUAAGAUGGCUGCCGAAGAGGCCGAAGAGUCAGCUAGGAGAUUUGACGCCAUCGCCAGAACACUCAUGUCUGACGCGAACCAAGGCAACGUCCAGGACCAACCCAAGGCAGCCGGCAAAGCGAAGGCCCAAAGGAAGCGCAAAAGAGACUCGGCCCCGGAGGCCGAGGCCGAGAAGAUGGAGACGGCAGAGGGCCAGGCUCAGCGGCCGCAGCUCAAGCGCACAAAAACGGAGACUCCGGUGCCUCCCCCGGUGCUCACGCCGGGCGGUUCACAAAUGCCUCUCGAGACUCUAACGCAGCCUCUCCAGCGUAACUCGACAGGGGGAACGCUUCAUUCCACGACGCCAAUUCCGCUGCCAAUCCAGGGCCAGGAGCAGUCCAUCACCGCGAAGUCCGCAACACCCGCUGCGUCGGCAACCUCUCCGGCGAGCAGCUACGCAGGCCAAACCGGUGGUAUUCUACCGCCCGUCAAGCUCCCAACAACUGAAACACCGAUCCCGCCUCCGGUGAUCUCCCCAAAGAAAUCCAUGACCCCCAUUCUUCCACCUACCUUAGACACUCGCAAGACACAAGCAGCUCGCCAGGAACAGCAACAACUGGAAGCCCGGACCGCCCAAGCCUUCCCUAGCCUCUCCCGCUCCGCGAGCCCAUCAACUGCCACCAAACCCGACCCCGGUGCCACACCAACAGCAACCACAACAGUAACCCGCCGGCCCGCAUCCCGCGGCAAGGCCACGAGCCAAGAACCGCAGCCCUCCCUGGCCGCAGACCGUCACCGGCGCGCUAGCACCGCCCGGAACACGCCCGCGCCGGAGCAAACCGUGACCACCUCCACCAACACACCCGCAUCCGGCGGCGCAGCAGCAGCGUCCGCCGCCGCCGCCGGGCGCAACUCCGCAGGCAAGCGCGCGAAGCGGCCCGCCCCAGGCGUCAUCAGCCGGACCAACAGCGGCGGUAACAGCGCCGUAGGCAAGCGCAAGGCGGCGCCGCGCAAGAAGACGAGCUCUGCCGCGGCGGCAAGGAAGAGCAAGGCUGCGACCACCGCCGCCGAUAUGCAGGAGGUCGAGGUUGAUGACGAGGGCAAUAUCAUUGACCCGCUCGAGGCCAGGUAUUGUUUGUGUAAUCGAGUCAGUUUUGGGACCAUGAUUCAGUGUGAUAACGUUGAUAAUUGCAAGCAGGAGUGGUUCCACCUUGAGUGUGUCGGGCUGUCGGACAUACCGGCGCGGACGACAAAAUGGUAUUGUCCGGAUUGCAGGAAGCUCCUGAACAUCGGCGAGAAGGGUGAGGUUAGCGCCAGGGGCAUCAAGGCUUGAUUGCGACUGUUCUUCGCUCUUUUCAUUUCUCCCUCGGAAGCGGUGUGAUUUUGCCCUUAUUCUCUGUUUAGUCCGUGUUUCUGCUUCACAUUGUUGUUGCUUCAAUGGUUGGCUUCAAUUAGAGUCUGGGAUUGGGACAUUCUUCGGAGAAACUUGAAGUGUAACUAUAGAGUUCAGAGCGGUUGGUCAGUCCAUGGCUGGUUCAAGAAGGUUGGAGGUGGUCCAUCGUGCUUUCGAGUUAGACAUGAUGUGUAAGGUACCGUAUUUGUCGGUGUUGGUUGUCUAGGCUGAUUGUAGCGUGUACAAUGCAGGCAUGCGUAUGGUGCAUCCGUGGGCAGAUACAAUACUGC